This is a messenger RNA of Achroia grisella, 2621 nucleotides long. RefSeq names its product leucine-rich repeat-containing protein 24-like. The coding region runs from base 229 to 1992 and encodes 587 amino acids. Gene Ontology annotation, molecular function: protein binding. The transcript has 2 exons. Lineage: Eukaryota; Metazoa; Arthropoda; Insecta; Lepidoptera; Pyralidae. The record is from RefSeq and is a predicted model, not a curated record.
GACUUCGUGUUUGGACGUACCGGAUUCGUGUUCUCUGUCUGAAAUUCUACCGGAUUUUCGAUAUAUUGAAGUUAUGAUAGUGGAAUAUAGUGACAGUGGUCUAGUGUGAUAUAAACGUGUACAUUUAAUGAGACGAAAUAUGGAAUGCGUGUGCGGUGAAUUGGUUUUUUAAAAGUCCACGGAACUACCGAUGGCAGUCGGCCGAUGUAAACAUAAAGCCGAAAUGAGAUGAGUAUGCGUGUGGCGUGGGCCAGAUGGUACUGGAUUGUUAUAUUCACGACUUGCGCUGCGAGGACUGCCAGCGACUGGCUCGAUUGCGCCCACAUCGCUACCUGCCGCUGCAAAUGGUCCUCGGGUAAGAAGACAGCUUCAUGUGCCUCCAGUGACCUACGCCGCCCGCCGUCUCUCUCAUCAGACAUCCAAGUUCUCGAUCUUCACGACAACCCGCUAAGAAAUCUCCCUCAGGAAGUUUUCGCUAAUAUAGGCCUGUUAAAUUUACAAAGAUUGAAUUUGAAAGCGACUAAAUUGAGAUCGAUUCAUGCUGAUGCAUUUUUAGAGUUAAGAAUUUUAAUCGAAGUCGAUUUAGCCGAUAACGACCUGUCAAGCAUACCGAGAGAUAUAUUUAGAGGCAACGAAAGACUGCGCUUAGUUGUACUGAGCAACAAUCCUUUGACAACACUAAUUGCAGACCAAUUUCCAUCAUUACCACACCUACGGAUGCUUCUAUUAGAUGGAUGCAGAUUAAGAUCUUUGCAUACAAAUUCGUUGAGGAAUCUGAAAUCAUUAGAGACAAUAGACUUGUGUAGAAAUCAGUUAACAUUCCUUCGUUUAAGUACGUUCUCAUUGCCCGCUUUGAAGACAAUAUCACUAUCUGGAAAUCCAUGGGGUUGCGAUUGUCGUCUUCGUGAGUUUAAGGACUGGUUUUUAGAUAGUAAAUUGGGUACAGAGGAGUUAGUGUGCGUAGAACCAUCAACACAAGCGGGUAAUAAGUGGCGCAACGUACCUAGUGAAAGUAUGGCCUGCGCGCCAGAAGUGCGUUCAAGUACAUUAGUGGUAAGAGCUGAAGUUGGUGCACCUACUUCCUUUGGUUGUUGGGUGCACGGUGUUCCAAAACCACGAAUUACAUGGUUAUUCGAUGGAGUGGAUGUUCAUAAUGGUACUGUUGAUAUCGAUAUGGAAGAAUCGGAGACUAGUAUAGACGAUGAUAGUUCUGAAGUAAGAGUACCUGGUAGUGUAAGAUGGGUUAAUAUUACUCUUUUAAAUGUGACAUCUAGCGCUGCAGGCGAGUGGACGUGUGUAGCUAAAAGUAUAGCAGGCGAAGCAAGAGCCAUUAUAAGUCUAGUUUUACCAAGAUCUCAAACCGCGACUGCCCGUACUGCUCCAGGUAUUCCACAGCUUUUAGGAGUUGUAUUUGGCGCCUUAGGUGUUUUAGCCAGCCUUGGUUUUAUUGCCGCUGUUGCUUGUUGGCAUUUAAGAAGACGAACUGUACCACCGAGUCGAAGCUUUACUGACCAAGAAAAAAGACUCAUCGACGCAUCAGUAGUUGUUAGCUGCGAUCGUUCUAUUGGAGAUAUGGCAUCACCAUGUGAUUUCGAGUUAACUGAAAGAUCAUUAUCAAUUGAUGAUAAUCAAUCUAGGGGAUGUGGAUUUGAUCCUGUUCAUAUAACUAUAGAAGGUACUCCGGGGGCUUUUCCUCCACCACCAGCGGAAUUUGCAGUACCAGUUCCUUAUGGCAAUAUAUUCAUAUCGGUGCAAGUGGCAGGGAGAGGAGAACCUGGGAAAUAUCCAGAUUUACUAAGUGGUGGAGCUACUUUACCCAGGCGGAGUAGAACAUGCUGUGCUGCACCUGCUUAUGAUAACAUGGGUCCCAGAGUUACAGCAACCGGGAGUUCGACCUGGUCAUUGCCAGGCGCUAAUUCAGAUAAUGCUGAUCAAUCGGAGACGCCUGUCUUAACAUUACCACCUCCACCUCCAGAGUUUGUCUCCCUUUAGCCUAGGCCAUUGGUACUAGACGCCUCCAAUCUGAGGUGACCUGGUACCUAGGACAUUUCGAGUCAAUUAGACUAUCCCCAAUUUUAUUGUAUUUAAUGCAAUUUUGACGUGAUUAUUCAUUUGUAAAUAGUUUAGAGUGCUAAGUGCGGACGAUGUGUGACAUCCUGUGAGAUAUACGUAAGGUUGUUAUCAAUAUAAUAUAAAUUGUAUAAUAAACCCUUUAUGAAACUUGUUAAUAUGUUGGGAUGAUUGAAGUAAAGAUGCGAUAUCUUCAAAGAGAUCAGAAUGCGUUUCAAGUUGAAUACCGUUUCAUUACACGACAUCGCUUGCAAUCUUUGAACCGUUCAGACGAGAGCACGGUGACUUAUAUCGCAUUCCUCUUUGAAUAUUACAGCUACUUUUUCACUUUAUUUGUCUUUAGAUAUUCCUUUAAGUCUUACGCGUAUGUGUCUUCCCAACUUUUGUAAAUAUCGUUUAUUCGUAUUAUACAAACUUCCCAAACAUAAGACUGACCCUUUUGUCUUGUUUUCGUCUCUCUUUGUGACUUAACGAAAGUGUAUAUACACUCCUCUUAGACAAGAUAGCUUCUAAAUAUUUACUUUGAAAGCAAAUAUCUAAUGUAAAUGAAA